Cyprinodon tularosa is the source of this 1442-nucleotide messenger RNA. RefSeq names its product titin homolog. NCBI's taxonomy places the organism in Eukaryota, Metazoa, Chordata, Actinopteri, Cyprinodontiformes, Cyprinodontidae. Bases 52 to 1035 code for a protein of 327 amino acids. The record is from RefSeq and is a predicted model, not a curated record. Gene Ontology annotation, molecular function: protein binding. The transcript is spliced from 9 exons.
UAUGGGUUCCAAACAGUCCACAAAGCAGACCUGCAGAGACUUAAACUUAGAAUGGAGAUGACAAUGUUUUUCCGAGCACUGCUGCUAAUCUGCUCUCUGUCUAUAUCUCAGCUCCAGGCUUUGACCCACAAGGAACUAAUUUCCCAUUCAAGGAAAAAUGGAUCACAGGUAGAAGAUGCUGAAAUUGUUCCUAACCCUCAACAACCAAUUCCACAGGACAUCAAUACUGUGCUGAGAGAGUUGAUCGCCUCGGUGGCUGGACUGAAGGUGGAGACAAAGUACCUACAGAGAGAUCAUGAAGCUAACACGAGAGAGCUGAAAGAUGAGUUGGAGAAGGUGAAACAACUGUACCAAGCUAAGUCAGAGGAGUUGGACAAGCUGAAACAACAGCACCAAGCUAACACAAGAGAGAUGAAAGAUGAGUUGGAGAAGCUGAAACAACUGUACCAAGCUAAGACAGAGGAGUUGGAGAAGCUGAAACAACAGCACCAAGUUCAGACACAAGAGUUGGACAAGGUGAAACAACAGAACCAAGCUCAGAUAGAGGAUCUUAUCAAUGUUAAAAGCAGGACAAUCGUCACUGAGAAUCAGGUGGAGACUCUGAAGAAAGAAGGCGAAGUGAAACGAGUGGCUUUUUCAGCUUCAUUGUUGGCCUCAGGCACAGAAACUCUUGGUCCAUUUAACUCGCACGUCCCUCUGGUCUUCAGGCAUGUUGUUACAAAUAUCGGAAAUGCCUACAACCCAAACACAGGGUUUUUCAUAGCACCACUGAGAGGAGCCUAUCACUUUGCAUUCAAAGUAGGUGCAAGUGGACAUUCUUCAAAUGCUUCAGGUGCUGUGCUGGUCAAGAACGGAGAACACAUUUUUAUUGCAUAUGAGCAUCAAGUUAAUGGAUUCGGUUCAUCAUCCAAUGGUGUCACAUUGUUGUUAGAGACAGGAGAUGUUGUGUUUUUGCGUCACUGGGAAAACACAAGGAUAUAUGAUAAUCCAAAUCAUCAUACAACCUUCAGCGGCCAUCUGCUUUUCACCAUAUGAGAAGACCUGAUUUCUCUAUCAACAUUAUAUAUCAGCAGAAACUAUUGUUUUAUGUUACAGUUUUAGUUUCAUGUAAAAAAAAUGUAAUCAAAGUAAAAUAUAAAUGAUUCAAACCAACUCUGCUGCAACGUAGUUUCAACAGAUUUUUCCUCUUGUGGUUCUGAAGGAUUAAGGUGAUUGUAUUCAAGAAGAAGCAACAAUAACUGUUUAGAAGUGCUGUGUGAAUAUAUCUUUUAUAAAUUAAUCAGUGGAUGACUGUAGUGGGUAUAGGUGUGUUUGUGUGUAAUGUGUUUGUGUCUGUGUCUAUUUUUAGAUCUAUGUGCAUGUAGCAAACUAUUUUGAAAACAUUUUAAACUAAAAUAUAAAAUUUAUUUCCCUGCCUUUGAAUAAAAAUGGAAAUUGAAAAA